Pristis pectinata (smalltooth sawfish) is the source of this 5223-nucleotide messenger RNA. Its product is annotated as engulfment and cell motility protein 2. The transcript has 24 exons. The record is from RefSeq and is a predicted model, not a curated record. NCBI's taxonomy places the organism in Eukaryota, Metazoa, Chordata, Chondrichthyes, Rhinopristiformes, Pristidae. The coding region runs from base 191 to 2410 and encodes 739 amino acids. Gene Ontology annotation, biological process: cell motility; actin filament organization.
GGAGAAAGGACGUCGGAGUUGUUGAAGGAGAGUGCAGCCGGAGCUCAGGGGCUGCUUGUGCUGUCUUUUCAGUAGAACGACCUGCUAUGGUAGAAGAUGUAAUUGCAUUCGAUUUGACCUCCCAAUGUAUCACAGCACUGGUUGGUUUUUUUGAGCUGCAGCAGAGGAGGAUCUCAACUGACUGUUCCCAAUGCCACCCCCAUCAGACAUUGUGAAGGUGGCGAUUGAAUGGCCAGGAGCUAAUGCCCAGCUGAUUGAAAUAGACCAGAAAAAGCCACUGAUUGCAAUUAUCAGAGAGGUUUGCGAUGGGUGGUCCUUGCCCAACCCAGAACACUACACACUGCGUUAUGCUGAUGGGACUCAGCUGUACAUCACUGAGAAGACUCGCAAUGAGAUCAAAAAUGGGACCAUUCUGCGGCUGGCUAUCUCUCCGAAUCGAGCAGCCCGACAGCUGCUGGAGAGGAUCCAGUCCUCGUGCCUAGACUCGCGGCUCGAUGCCCUGAAGGAACUGGCCAAGCUCUCAGCUGAUGCCACCUUUGCCACUGAAUUUAUCAACAUGGAAGGGAUUUUUAUCCUGAUGUUGCUGGUGGAGAGUGGAACCAACAACUUGCUGGAUAAAUUCAGUUUUGGGGAAAUGCUGGCCUUCACGCUGACGGCCUUCCUGGAGCUCAUGGACCAUGGCAUCAUCUCCUGGGAUCUGAUCUCCACUGCUUUCAUCAAACAGAUUGCAAGCUAUGUUAACCAAACAACAGUGGAUGCCUCCAUCUUGCAGAGGUCGCUGGCAAUUCUGGAGAGCAUGGUGCUGAACAGUCAGAGCCUGUACAAAAAAGUGGCUGAAGAAAUCACUGUCGGACAGCUGAUUGCUCACCUUCAGGUAUCGAACCAGGAGAUCCAGACAUAUGCAAUUGCACUGAUCAAUGCUCUAUUCUUGAAGGCACCAGAGGACCGAAGGCAGUCUGUUCUUCCCUCCUCAGAAGGGGAGGACUCUGAUCUCGAGCUACCUUUGACAGAAAUGUCCAACGUCCUGGCACAGAAGCAACUGCGGUCCAUAAUACUAAAUCAUAUCAUUCGAGGAAAUCGUCCAAUAAAAACAGAAAUGGCCCAUCAGCUUUACGUCCUUCAAGUUUUAACCUUCAAUCUGCUGGAGGAGCGAAUGAUGACCAAAAUGGACCCUCAGGAUCAGUCACAAAGGGAUAUCAUUUUUGAACUUCGAAAAAUUGCUUUUGAUGCUGAAUACGACCCAAACAGCAGUAGCAGCCUUGAGAAGCGCAAAGCCAUGUACACGAGAGAUUAUAAAAUGCUGGGGUUCAUGAAUCAUGUCAAUCCAGCCAUGGAUUUUACCCAGACUCCUCCUGGAAUGCUGGCACUGGACAACAUGCUGUACCUGGCAAAGGUUCAUCAGGACAUGUACAUCAGGAUAGUCCUGGAAAACAGCAGUCGGGAGGACAAACAUGAAUGUCCUUUUGGACGCAGCAGCAUCGAGCUAACCAAGAUGAUGUGUGAAAUCCUACAAGUUGGAGAGCUGCCUAAUGAAGGCUGCAAUGAGUACCACCCGAUGUUUUUCACCCACGACCGAGCUUUCGAAGAGUUCUUCUGCCUCUGCAUUCAGCUACUGAACAAAACGUGGAAGGAAAUGAGAGCAACAUCAGAAGACUUUAACAAGGUGAUGCAGGUGGUACGUGAGCAGAUAACAAGGUCCCUAGGCACAAAGCCAAACUCUCUGGAUCAGUUUAAGAAUAAAGUCCGCUGCAUGAGUUACUCUGAGAUCCUGAGGCUACGUCAGUCUGAGAGAAUGAGCCAGGAUGACUUCCAGUCUCCACCAAUCAUUGAGCUGCGGGAGAAAAUUCAGCCCGAGGUGAUGGAGCUCAUCAAACAGCAGCGUCUGAAUCGACUUUGCGAGGGCACUAGUUUCCGUAAAAUUAGCAAUCGCAGGCGGCAAGAUAAGUUCUGGUAUUGUCGACUAUCUCUCAAUCAUAAAGUUUUACAUUAUGGAGAUCUGGAUGAGAGCCCACAAGGUGAAGUGGCCUUUGAGUCACUGCAGGAAAAAAUUCCUGUUGCAGAUAUCAAAGCUGUGGUAACAGGGAAAGAUUGUCCCCAUAUGAGAGAGAAGAGUGCCCUAAAACAAAAUAAGGAAGUCCAAGAGUUGGCUUUCUCAAUCCUACACGAUCCUGAUGAGGCUCUAAACUUUAUUGCUCCAAACAAAUAUGAGUACUGUAUCUGGACUGAUGGACUAAAUGCCCUCCUGGGGAAAGAAAUGACCAGUGAACUGACCAAGAAUGAUCUGGAUACUCUGCUGAGUAUGGAACUUAAACUUCGGCUGUUGGACCUGGAGAACAUACAGAUUCCAGAGGCACCUCCUCCCAUCCCCAAAGAGCCCAGCAGCUAUGACUUUGUGUAUCACUAUGGCUGAACAGCAGUAUGUCCAGCACCUGGCAAGCACAAAAGACAAUUAAUAAAACAUAACACCCAAUGAAUAAUGCCCUAUUUGACCAGCUGUUAGAGAGAUCUCCCUUUGUUAAGAAACACGCAAAGUCCUAUAAUCUGUGGUAAGGCAGCAUAACAAGAAGCAGAGGGACAAACGUGUGUUUCUGUUCUGUACUAAGGUCUCGGACAGAACACUAGUCCCUUUUUAAAAAAGAGUUCUAUGCUUAAUAUUUUUGACAGGUUUAAGAAGUUGGUGAUUAAUGUGAUUUAGUACAGUGAAGUUUGUAUGUUGGUUAAUGUUCUAUCAGGCUAACUAGAUUUUUCACUGUAUUUAGACAAUCCUCCAUCAAAUGUUAUUCUACCUUUUUGAUCCUGUUUGUAUAUUUAAUACUGUACACAAAGCUAAUUUACAAAGAGAGCCUUGUGCACUUUCUGUUACUUGGGAGUGUCUUCAAGAUUAUUGUCUGAGGAUACCUUCUACUGUUUGACAGCUCUCACUUUUAAGGGACACCAACCAACUUUAUUUUUCUUUCCUUAGUCAAGAUUCACCCUGCUCCAUCACCAUUGGGUUUCCAGUUGUGAAGGGAGAUGCAAAGACAACUGGAAAUGCUGGUGUACAGAUGAUAGGGAAUAGGGUCAUGAGCAGCCAUUAACCUGCUCUAUGAUCCAAUGUUGUUCAUACUCUGUUCAAGCUUUGAUUUUUCUCUUUUAAUGUGAUUUAUGAUGCAGAUAGAUUAGAGCCAUGCAUAUCCCAAGGCCCGAUAAUUUUUAUAGUCCAGGAGCACAUGUUACGCAUGUGCUAAUAAUGAAGGUUGUACAGUACUAGACACAUUUAAGACCAUUUGAACUUUAGGAAAGAUGAUCUGUCUCAUCACCACUCCCCAUCUUUGGCUUGGCUCCUACUUUUGAUCUGGGACCUUGGCAGGGGAAUUGAAUAGGUAUUUGAACGGAUUAGAUUAAAGACACUGAAAGAACUCAUUUUGUGUUGGCAAAGUAUAUGAAUGAAUUUGACUAGAUUACUUGAAUAAUAGGCAAACAUACAGAUUUAAACAUAAUUAAAAUUAUCACUGAAUUAAACCAAUAAGUUAAUAAAGAUUCUUUGCUUUAGAUAGCUUCAAUGUUAUUGUAUCUAAGAUGACCAUUAAUCCAUAGUUAUAGAUACUCCUCUCAUCAGAAGUAUUUUUAAUCUUAAAGUAAUAUUAUCACUGUAGGGAGACUUGCUGCUUACAAUGGCAAACCUGUGUUUUUAUUGUAACCAGAAAAAGAGAUUUCCAGACUGGAAACAACUUUAUGGUUGGUCUCUUUGCUGCACCCAGGUUAACUGACAGAUUUGAAAUUACUUACUCCACUUAAUUAUGGGAUGCAGGAAGACAGACUAACUGAAGAGAAUGUGGUAACUGAAACCACUUCAGAAUGUUGUAUUGUUCUUUAAGCUGACUGGUUUUCACUUUGAGAUGGUAAUUGACGCUCUAGGGAAACUGAUGAGUUGUAAAGUAUUAAGAGCAAUCCACGCAGCUUCAUACUGUAUCUUUACUUCUAAUGUAUGAUUGUCUAAAUUUGAAAAUGUGGUGCUUCAGAUUUAUAGUCUGGCGAUCUGUAGUUAAGCAGACUGCUAUAAGUUUUAAAGGCAAUUUAUAAUUGACAGUUCUUAUUACAUUGAGUAAAUUGUUUUUAUCUUCACAAUUAUAGGCUAGUUUGGGACUAGUUCAAAAGCUUAACAAACUAUUAUUUCUGCUCAUACAUACUGCACUGUUAGUCUGUUUGGCAAAGAGGUAGCAUGCACAGUAACCAUGUGGGCCAUCAAACUAAGCUGUAUCCAACAUAAUUUAAAUGGCACAUUAUAAAGAGGCUCUAAUUUUAAAAAAAACAGAAAAUUGUACCUAAAAUCUGUUGAUCUCAGUACUGGAGAUUUGGGCAGUAACUUUUUAUGGGUGAUGAUAAUCUGUACCACCUAAUAUUCUAACUAUAAUAUGAAGGGGAAAAAGUGAAAAUACAAUACAGUAAGAAAAUACAAUAAGAAAAUUACUACAAAUCUACUGCCAGAUUAUUUCAGUUUGAAAUCUUGUACUGCUCUUGUCCAUAAUAUAUGAGCAAAAUAGUGCACCCUCUAUACCUUUUGCCUCAUCAAAUGUGUGCUUUAUUCUGGUGGGGAUACAGAGAAAGUAACACGAAUUAUGUUUGCCCCAAUGUUUAGCCAUUAAGGUGAAAAGAAUACAUUGUUCUAAAUUCUUGCUUUUAAAGAAAUAUGCCACCAUUUUUUAAAAUGGAAUUUGCCACUUCUCCCACAAACCCUGCUGUUGAAGAUGUGGCUGAAUGCACAUGUGCACUUCAAGGCAUUUUUUGAGCUGAAACAAGCUUACUGAAGGCCACUUUACCCUGAUGAGGUAGAAAUCUUAGAGAACCUGUUAAAAAUGUAAGGGAUUUCCAGUAGAUAUCAGUGAGCAUCAUUUUCUUAAUUAAGUUCAGCUCUCCAUUGGCAGAUGGUGAAAAGGCUGAAACUUUAAACUCAAGUUUAAUGCCAGCAAAAACAUUUAACAUUUGUAACAAUCUCACAUGAGUGAGAGGUACAAUGUGUGAAACUUUUUAAUAGCAUUUUGGGAGAAUAUUUGUCUAUUAUACUGUUUAUUGAUCAGUGUUAUGAUAGCUGUUUAAAAAAAAUGAAAUGGAAACAUUUACACUGAAAAAUAUGCUAUAAUGAGUCUUCAUUUUUUUGUACAGAAAAAAUUGGUAACUAACAGCAUGUGCACUGAGCCGGUGAUGUUGGAAUACUACUGCACAGACUUAUUAACAUGUGUUCCA